CUCUGCUUGUGGGGACGGACACCCCAGAGCUCUGUCGGAGAAGAGGAGGCAGGCGGGGCGUGGGGCAAGGCAGUGCCGGGAGCUGUGGGGGAGCUGGACUGUUUCUCCUCCUGUCCUGUGCGAAUCCGUGCCCCUAAUCGCCUCCCACCUGCGGGCGCUGCCCGGUCGGGGUUUGUUCAGAUCCGGGCGAUAGCGGGGGCUGCGUUCCUUGGCUGCCACGGCACGUGAAAGCGCUCCCCCGGCCUCGUGUGCCCAACGUGGGCAAAGCCACGUGGUCUCUCGCAACCCGGCACGGGCGGCUGAGUCACUGCCCCGGCUGCGUAUUCGCAGGCUGAGGACAUAUCUGGGUAAAGGGCAUCUUGUAUCUAGCGAGAGCCCUGGGCCCGGGCCAGCUCUCAUCUCCUGGGAGGAGGAGACAUCGCUCCAAGCUGUGUCAGGGGAAGGGCUUGCCGCCUGCUUCCACUUGCUGCGGGAGACUGGUGGAGAGAGAAGCUGCUCUGAAGCACUGAGCCAUGGAGAGGAUGCAGCAGGUCGUUGGGCGGGCGAGAGCCGCCUUCAACUCGGGCCGGUGCUGCUCACUGGAGUUCAGGCUGCAGCAGCUGAAGGCGCUGGAGCGGAUGGUGCAGGAGAAGGAGAAGGAGAUCCUGGCAGCCAUCAAGGCGGAUCUGCACAAGUGUGGGCCCAACGCGUACAACCACGAGAUCCUGGGCGUGCUGGGGGAGCUGGCCCUGGCUAUGGACAAGCUGCCAUCCUGGGCAGCCCCUCAGCCUGUGAAGAAGAACCUGCUGACAAUGCGGGAUGAGGUCUACAUCUGCCCUGAGCCACUGGGGGUGGUGCUGGUCAUCGGGGCCUGGAACUACCCCUUUGUCCUGGUCAUGCAGCCUUUGAUCGGGGCCAUCGCAGCAGGCAAUGCCGUGGUGGUGAAGCCAUCGGAGAUCAGCGAGAACACGGCUCAGCUGGUGGCAGAUCUCCUCCCCCAGUACCUUGACCAGGAGCUGUACCCUGUGGUCACUGGGGGUGCAGCUGAGACAACAGCCCUGCUGACCCAGAGGUUCGAUCACAUCCUUUACACCGGCAACUCCACAGUGGGCAAAAUCGUGAUGGCAGCGGCCGCCAAGCACCUGACGCCCGUCACCCUGGAGCUGGGCGGGAAGAGCCCCUGCUACAUCGACAAGGACUGUGACCUGGCCGUCGCCUGCAGGCGGAUAACGUGGGGGAAGUACAUGAACUGUGGGCAAACCUGCAUCGCCCCGGACUACAUCCUCUGCGACCCAUCCAUCCAGAGCAAAGUGGUGGAGAACAUCAAGGCAACUCUGCAGGAAUUCUAUGGAGAAGACGUGAAGUCGUCUCCGGAUUACGAAAGGAUCAUAAACAAGCGUCACUUCAGGAGGAUCGUGGGCCUGCUGGAAGGGCAGAAGAUUGCUCACGGGGGAGAGACUGAUGAGGCCUCCUGCUUCAUAGCACCAACUAUCCUCACCGACGUUUCUCCGGAGUCAAAGGUGAUGCAGGAGGAGAUCUUUGGACCGGUCCUCCCCAUUCUGACCGUGAAGAGCGUGGACGAAGCCAUUGAGUUCAUCAAUCGUCGGGAGAAGCCCCUUGCCCUGUACGUCUUCUCGAACGACAAGAAGCUGAUCAGACGGGUGAUAUCGGAGACCUCCAGCGGCGGCGUGACAGCCAAUGACGUCUUCAUGCACGCUUUGGUUCCAGAUCUGCCCUUCGGCGGUGUGGGUAACAGCGGGAUGGGCGCCUACCACGGCAAGUACAGCUUUGAGACCUUCUCCCACCGCCGCGCCUGCUUGAUCAAGGACCUGAAGAUGGAGGUUGUGCACAAACUCCGGUACCCGCCUGGCAGCCAGAAGAAGGUGGAUUGGGCCAAGUUCUUCCUCUUGAAGCAGUUUAACAAGGGCCGAGUGGGUCUGGCCAUCUUGGCCCUGCUGGGGAUUGUGGCAGCGGUGGUGGCAACAGUGAGCUUUGGCUCUCUGCUGUCUGCAUGAGCGCGUGUUCCCGACCCCGGAGCCCCGGCCUGCUCUCAGCCUCCGUUGCCCCAUUGCCUCAGGCUCUGCCCCCUCCCUGUUGGCCUCAGCCUUGUUUCUCUGCCUCUCCAGAUGGUGUCCUCUGGACGAGGCAGGUGGUCAGCAGUUGGCAACGCUCCAGACCAGUAACCAGCCGCUCACUCCCUGCAGUCUUCAUGCUGAACUCUUUUUUUGCUGCCAUUUCUUUUCUUUCAAGUCAGCCAAUGCCCUCAAGAGGUAGAAGCAAAUGAAAGCCACCUAAAGCAGAGAAGCCCUGAGUUGGAGGCUCCAGCUCCUGCUCAAACACAGGAAUCGGUUCAGACCUCAGCAACGAGUGGUGCCAGAUGGAAGGAGGCAGCAUCUGCCCUGCUUUGCAAUCAGGAGCCCAUCUAAAAGCUCUCGGGAAGGGAGGAAUCGUUUGUCGCAAGGGUAUCAAAACAAAGCGAGUUGUCACUGAGCCUGUUAUCUACAGAACACAUCGCGUGAUCCCCAUAGAAAGCUGUCUCAUACCAGCAAUAAGCCUAACAAAAUGUGGGUUUUACUGAUGGGUACAGUCCAGGCUGGUUGUCCCCAGCAGCCUGCCCAGAGCAGAGGGAAAGGCCUUCCAAGAACCUGCACCAUCCAUCCUCGAACGGGCUCAUGACCAAACGGGUGAUAUCUCAUUGCAGGGGAAACCAUCUUUAGCCCUCCAAGGUGUGCAAAGGCUACCUGAGGUGACAGCGGAGGCUUUCUGAGCUGUGCCCACACUGUCCGAGGACUCGAGGAGCACCGGGGACCAUCACACCGCUGGUGCACUGCGUCUGGGGCUGUGCGCUGACAGCAGCGUCGCUGCCACCGGCGUCCCAGGGCUGGGGAAGGCCUUGGCCUCAGCUUGAGCAGCCAGCCAUCUCCUGCCUAAUUGA
Molecule: messenger RNA, 2914 nt
Organism: Chroicocephalus ridibundus (black-headed gull)
Lineage: Eukaryota; Metazoa; Chordata; Aves; Charadriiformes; Laridae
Product: aldehyde dehydrogenase family 3 member A2-like
Exons: 10
Coding region: 513-1994 (493 amino acids)
Biological process (GO): aldehyde metabolic process
Cellular component (GO): cytoplasm
Molecular function (GO): aldehyde dehydrogenase (NAD+) activity; 3-chloroallyl aldehyde dehydrogenase activity
Source: RefSeq, a predicted model, not a curated record